GUGACCUCCUGGGUGGGCAUUGCCCGGCUCUUCGCCGUCGUGUUGUCCUGCAUUGCCUUCAGCUUGGUGGCUUCCACCGGGGACUUCGGAGGUCCCUACGGCACGUGGUGCAUGUUCACCUGGUGCUUCUGCUUCGCCGUGACGCUGCUGGUGCUGGUGCUGGAGCUGCUGGAGCUCUACCCCAAGCUGCCACUCUCCUGGGAUGACUUCACCUCAGCUUUUUCCAUGCUGGCAGCGGUGAUGAUCUUCACCACCUCCCGUGCCAAGCCGGGGGACAUCAGCAGCUUCCUUUCCACCGUGCCUGGGCUCCUCAAAGUCUUCGAAGCCUACGUGGCUUGUCUCAUCUUCUCAUUGCUGGAUAACUACACUUUGAAAGCCGGCCUGCAGUGGUGCGUGGCUGUCUACUCCAUCUGCUUCAUCAUCACCCUCCUCAUCAUCAUCUUCACCAUUGGCCGGUGCCUCAGCUACAUCCCCUGCCCGCUGGAGAAGAUGCUGGUGGCCUACAACGCCCUG
Molecule: messenger RNA, 513 nt
Organism: Apaloderma vittatum (bar-tailed trogon)
Lineage: Eukaryota; Metazoa; Chordata; Aves; Trogoniformes; Trogonidae
Product: myeloid-associated differentiation marker-like
Exons: 2
Cellular component (GO): membrane
Source: RefSeq, a predicted model, not a curated record